Molecule: messenger RNA, 1851 nt
Organism: Aspergillus caelatus
Lineage: Eukaryota; Fungi; Ascomycota; Eurotiomycetes; Eurotiales; Aspergillaceae
Product: homeobox domain-containing protein
Exons: 1
Coding region: 1-1851 (616 amino acids)
Biological process (GO): regulation of DNA-templated transcription
Molecular function (GO): DNA binding
Source: RefSeq, a predicted model, not a curated record
AUGGAUGAUGAAUCUGGAUUGGAUUCAUCACAGAACUUUUCACAGGUCUCUAAACCAGAAGACAGGUCAGCCGACGACUUCCAUGUGCCAGAUAUCAGCUUCCUUAAUUGGCCACUAGAGGAAAAUGCUGCCUUCGACUGGGAUGCACUCAACGCUGAACUGCUUGGCGCUUCUUCAGACCCGAACUACGAACAGUGGUCGCAAUGGAUAGCUUCUGGCCCAUCUGAACAAACCGAGAUGCCAUCGCCUUUUGCUAUCCAAGGUGACCCUACCGUUCCAUCGCCGCAAACCCAAAUUAACAAGGCCGGUACCACUGCAGCUAUUGAUCAACCCCAAGAAUUAUAUAACCCCGUGCCUAUGCGUCCAGGACUUACUGAUGUAACCCAAUUUCUGGAUGGUGCUUAUUGUCCACCGCAUCCCUGUAGCUAUUGUCGUAAGCAUCGGUUGCAGUGCCUGAUUAUCCGGACCACUCCAGCGAAUCCGAACCCAAUCACCUCGUGUUCGAGCUGCGUGGCUUUAUUCCGCGAAUGCAGUCUAGCAAUAGGAGAGAAACGCCAACCUUCCGGGUUUGAGACUCUCGCUCCAGCAAUCGGUCAUCUCCAUGGCCUCCGGGAGCUGAGCGAGGAUGUUGCUUUUGCGGACCAGAUGACGAUCCCGGAGCAAGAGAACGAGCUCGACGCUUCGAUGUUAGAUCACUCGAGAGGCAAAGCUGAGCUGAAAGACUCCAAGCAAUUUGUCAGAAAAGGAGCCAGAGUCUUACGGUCAUGGUUCCUUCAGAAUCAGGAGUGUCCCUACCCAUCCGAGGACCAAAAGUCGCAGCUUGCGCGUGAGACAGGCUUCUCCAAGAAACGAAUCUCGACGUGGUUUGCCAAUGCCCGUCGACGCCAGAAACAGAAGAUGGAGUUCUCCGGCCGUCCUCAAAUCAACCGAGCUGGUUCCCCAAUGCCCACUAUCCAGUGGACAGCGAUGACACCCUUGGAGCGAUGGCAGGCAUCUCCUCCAGAAGAUGAUCCCGUGCCUGAAUCAGCGAUUAGGGAUGCCAUCGCGUCUUCUACAGCAGAGUCAAGCUGGAGUGGUUUGCCCUCUGAAACUAACCGUUUCCCAACCGGAUCACCAUCGCUGAACUUCGACUCGGCAUCAUCUUCCCUUUUCGACUCCUCGGUCUCAGGAUUCGGGAGCAGACAUUCAGAAGCAUCAACCGACAGCAUAUCCACAGCAUGGAGUCGUCAAUCUCCCAACGACGGCGCCUUGCCAUUCCCCAUCAAGCCACCCAGACGGCACAAACGCCGAUCCUCACACGCUGCUGAGGAAUACCGAUAUCAGUGCACAUUCUGUCCACAAUGCUUCAAGAAGAAGAACGAUUGGACCCGUCACGAGACAAGUGUCCACCUCUCCUUAGAGUCAUGGAUCUGCACACCGAACCUCGCAGACCUAGAAUUGACCGAACCAAACCAGGCCGUGUGUAAAUUCUGCCCUUUAUCAUGGCCUUCCCAAGCCCAUUUGGAGGAACAUGACUUCCGCGUUUGUGCAGAGAAGCCAAUAGAACAGCGGUCGUUCACUCGAAAAGACCAUCUGUGGCAGCACCUACGCAAGUUCCAUAGCUGUACCAAGGCCCCAAUCCCAGAUCUUGAUGCCUGGCGCUUGACAAGAGGUGAUAUACGAAGUCGUUGUGGAUUCUGUGGUCUGGAACUCAGUAAUUGGGCGUUAAGAACCAAUCAUCUAGCAGGACAUUUCAAAGAGGGCGUCCGGAUGGAACGGUGGGAAGGUGACUGGGGCUUCGAGGCAGAAAUAUCGAAUGUCUUGAGAAAUGCGGCGUUACCGGGAAAGCGUGACCAAGGAACUUGCAUGUAA